AUGCUGUUGUCCCUGGUCUCUCUCGCGGCGCUCUUCAUCGCACCCGCACUCGCCUACGUCGAGUGUAACGUUCUCGACUACGGCGCGGUCGCCGACAAUUCUACCGAUCUUGGCCCGGCUAUUACCAAGGCGUACACUAACUGCGUCAAGGGCCAGACCACUGGCACGCCCGGAGAUGUGCUCCUGUACAUCCCGUCUGGAAACUACCGUCUUGCUAGCAAUGUUCUCCUGGACGACGUGUCCGACUUCGAGUUCCAUCUGGCAGGAUACAUCUACCUGCCCUUCGACGGCAGUCUUACGGGUACCAUGAUCGAGUUCGAGAACUGCAACAACAUCUUGUUCGAUGGCCCGGGUAGGAUCUACGGCAAUGGCUAUUGGUGGAGGCAGAACGGCGAUCUCUCUGCGUACCCCAACCGUCCGCGUCUGCUACGCUUCCAGAACUGCAACAACGUUGAGUUGACUCAGGUCACACUCUACAACGCGCCCAUGUUCCAUGUCACUAUCAUCGGGAACGACAACGUCGUGCACGACAUGGCCGUUCGUGCGGACCACAUUGGCGAGACGGACGCAUUCGACAUGUCAGGCAAUAACAACUACGUUCAUGAUGUCUCGGUCGAGAACGGCGACGAGUGUGUCACAGUAAAGACGCCGACUGACGGCUUCGUUGCUGAGAACAUCGAGUGCAGAUACACCGCUGGUUGCAACAUUGGCUCGUUCGGAAGUGCCAACACGGCUGUUGCGAUCAACAACGUUACCUUCAAUGGCGUCACGAUUUCCAACUCAGACGCGGGUACUAUGAUCAAGUCUUACCCCAACAACAAGGGAUACGUCAAGAACGUCAAGUUCGAAGGUUUUACGCUCAGCGCUGCCGCCUACCCGAUCUACAUCUCGGUGUUCUGGGAGGGCGGAACCUCCGACACCGGUUCGCUCCAGAUCUCGGACAUCUCGUACAGCGGCUUCACUGGUACCGGCACCCCGACGCGCCCUGCUGUCCUCCUCGACUGCAAUAAGGCGACGCCCUGCACGGGCAUCACGUUCUCUGGCAUCAGCAUCACCGACGCAAAGGCGGACUCCUUCACGAAUGCGUGCGGCUCUGGACUCAGCGGGCUCUCGUCGUGCUGA
Messenger RNA from Peniophora sp. CBMAI 1063, 1122 nucleotides. The record is from the annotation of a GenBank genome assembly. Lineage: Eukaryota; Fungi; Basidiomycota; Agaricomycetes; Russulales; Peniophoraceae.